AUUAAGGGUUCCACAUUUAUGUAAAAUUUUCUUGGCAUUAAAAUACUGACUUUUACGCCUAUAGCUAUACUACUAUAUUAAAUAUUGACAAUUACAUAAUAACUAUAUGUAUAAUAUAUACUUUGUCCGUAACAUCUUUCACGUGUGGCUUUGCUAAUUACUCCAGUGAAUGCAAAUACAUAUUGAAUUAUAGGCAAUUGCUUGUUCUUUUCUGUGGAAGACCAGGUAUGAAAUUUAAACGUCGUUGCUCUUAUUGAUGUCAUUUGUAGCAAUAGUUUUAUUAUAUAAAUGACUUUAGUUAAGGGGAGAAAAACAAACCGUAUAUGUUAUUUUCUCUGCAUCUCACCAAAAGAUAACAAAAAUAUAGUCGGUAUAUUUUAAUUUAUAAUAUUACAGUAAACAUCCCUUAAAUAUAAGAUUUGAUUUUUAUUUCAAUAAUAAUAUUUCGUUUAGGAUUAAAAACUAGAGUGUUCUCCCUUGUUUAUAUUCCAGCAUGGCAGCUAAACCAUCAGCGCUGGCGCUAAAAGUCCUGGCCGAGUGUCCCGUGACGAAAGCCCGAGCUUGCGAAAUGAAACUACCGCAUGCAACUGUUUUAACACCAGUAUUCAUGCCUGUUGGUACACAGGGAUCAAUGAAAGGACUUGUUCCAGAACAACUGAAGGAACUAGAUUGUCGCAUUAUUCUGGGGAACACGUACCACUUGGGACAUAGGCCGGGACCAGAACUUAUUAGAAAGGCAGGAGGUUUGCAUGAAUUUAUGAAAUGGGACAGAGCUUUAUUGACCGACAGUGGUGGUUUCCAAAUGGUUUCUCUUCUUAAGUUAGCAGAAAUAACAGAGGAAGGCGUUCGUUUUCAGUCUCCUCAUGAUGGUUCCAUGAUGCUGCUGACACCAGAACGUUCAAUUGAAAUUCAAAAUGACAUCGGUGCAGAUAUAAUAAUGCAGCUAGAUGACGUGGUGGCCAGCACAGUUACGGGACCUAGAGUAGAAGAAGCCAUGCACAGGACAAUUCGCUGGCUAGAUCGCUGCAUAUCAGCCCAUAAACGUCCACACGAACAGAAUCUCUCCAUUGUCCAAGGUGGUCUCAACGAGGACCUACGUCGGCAGUGUGCAAGAGAGUUGGUGAAACGCGAGGUACGGUUUGCAAUUGGUGGGCUAAGUGGUGGGAAAAAGAAUGAUUUUUGGCGUAUGGUGACAGCUUCUACUGAUGAGUUACCAAAGACAAAGCCAAGAUAUCUAAUGGGUGUUGGCUUUGCAGUCGAUCUUGUUGUGUGUGUAGCACUAGGAUGUGACAUGUUUGAUUGUGUUUUCCCGACAAGGACCGCCAGGUUUGGUUGUGCUCUUGUUUCUUCUGGUCAGCUGAACCUUAAGAGCAAAUCCUUUUCUAAAGACUUUCAACCUAUUGAUAAAAGCUGUGACUGUACUACAUGUGCUAAAUAUACUAGAGCAUAUUUACACACUGUUGUAACAAAUGAAACUGUAGCCUGUACACUUUUAACUGUGCACAACAUAGCAUAUCAAUUAAAUCUAAUGAGAACUAUGCACAAAAGUAUUAUUGAAGGCCGGUUCCCAUCGUUUGUGAAACAGUUUUUUAAAGUUAUGUUUCCAGAGAAAAAUUACCCAGAGUGGGCUGUUGAUGCUCUUGUCUCAGUUAAUAUUGUUCUUGAAUGAUGGUGCCGACAAAAGAUUUAUUGCUGAAAUGAAAGAAGGCGGUAUCUUGAGUUGUUUAAGGCGUCUAGUAUAGAAUAUGAGUGCAAGUAAUCCUAUGUUAAUAAUAGCUGAGUUAAUUUCAUAUUUUAAAAUCGUUUUUUUUUUGUCCUGAUUAUUUAAUGCACUGCUGAUCAAAGCUUUGAAUCUUAGAUUGUGCAAGUCUAAAUUUCAACCAUCAGAUUUUACAGAGAUCAGUAUGUUAAACAGGAUGGCACACAACAUGUUAUACUUAAUGAUGACAAAACUGAGAUUUGGGGGGGUCUACCGUAUUGAAUCUCUAUUGCUGCUAUUGAUCACAGUCCAUUCCAAUUAUAACCUGUUUUCUUGCUUUGUUUGUGAAUUCAUAAUUAUCUGUCUUCUGUGUCCAGGUGCAUUCAAAGUAUAAAUCACACAGGUUCCACUUACUAUGGCCUUGCUCUCUGGAUUUGUUUUGCCCUACAGUAUUGACACAUGCUCUCUUUCAGUCUUGAAAUCUGACUUGUAUAUCUCUUCCUAGAGUACCACUGAUAAAUGUAAAUAGUUUUAUAUUUUUGAAUGCCUAUGUAAUGAUGUCUUCGAUGUCUUUGCAUUGUGACUGGAAGGGGCGAUAUUUGUUGCAUUUUAUAAAUGGUGUAUAUAAAUGUGUAUCUAGUGUGUUUGUUAAUAUUUACAUUAUAUUUUUCAUGCUGAUCUCGACCUAUCUUGAUCUUACUUUAUUCUUUGUAAGAGAAACUGGCUAUCGCCACUUUGUGUGCUGUUGUGUCACAUCAUAACUUCAUGUUCGUGUUUUGUAUCUUCAUUGGACUGUUAUUUGAUCUUUCUGUGCAGUGGACUGAGCUUGUCUUUUCAAUGGUGAAUUACAUUAUACCAGUGCACCCUUAUUACUGUAGAGUGCUUUGAGUACUGAUGUUGCUGGAGAAAGGCUGGAUAAAUCUGAUGAUUAAUAUAACCUGUAGAGUAAUAGUAUACAUGCUGAUCAUUAUAAAUAUUAUUUUUAAUGGGGUACACAUUAUCUUAAAGUAAUUUCAACUACAAUCAUUAUGUAUUUCUAUGUUGUUGAGUGAGGGAUACAGACCAAGACAAGAAAAAAAUGUUUAAAAGAGUUUUGUAUUUUGAUAUGAUAAUGAAUAUUUGUUGUGCAAGUUACAUAGGAACCCUGAAUUUUGAGUCUGAACACUACAAAAUUUCUUUAUAUAUAAUCACAACAGUGGAUUAUUUUUCAAUUAAAUGGCAGCUGCUGUACAGUUUUACUUACACUACAGUGUUGCUUAAUACAUGUAUGACUGAUGCACAUUAGAGUAAGUCACAAUAAUAAUUUGUAUACAUGGCAAAGUGAGUGACCUCAAUUACUGUAUGUUUUACCAUCUUUUCCACAUAUGUUUACCAUGCAUUUACAUUAUGCCAUCUUUGUGUGUAAAGUUGAAGUGUUCAUGGAACUGUUGACUGAAAAGACUUUUUUAUGAUUUAUUAUAAUGAUUUUAAAAAAAAACAGAGAAAAAGCAAUUCCGUGUUGCAUCUCUUAACCUUGUAUGAAAUUGUGUGGUCCCACACAUACAUGAUACUAUUUCCUAUUUAGAAAACUAUAAAAAGUGAAUA
This is a messenger RNA of Pomacea canaliculata, 3283 nucleotides long. Its product is annotated as queuine tRNA-ribosyltransferase catalytic subunit 1-like. Gene Ontology annotation, cellular component: cytosol. The record is from RefSeq and is a predicted model, not a curated record. Gene Ontology annotation, molecular function: tRNA-guanosine(34) queuine transglycosylase activity. NCBI's taxonomy places the organism in Eukaryota, Metazoa, Mollusca, Gastropoda, Architaenioglossa, Ampullariidae.